AUGUCUCCUGCCAGUAGUCAGCGUGCAUGCUUCUUCCCCAAGGCCGACGCUGCUGUCCUUCGCUCACGCCAUGCCGCCCCCACGGCACGACCAACCGAAAUAUCACCCAUUUUUGACACCGACAAUGCCUACAGAGCCCUCGACAUCUGGUCUAUCGAGGUUGCAGAGCGCGUCUAUCCAGAUCGGACAGAUGUCUGGGCGCCAGCAACCAUCCCAGACAGGCCGUCCAUGCAGUGUGCGACCGACAAAUAUCUUCUGCCUAUGCUAACACGCAACGAGAGGCUGCGUCUGACCAUGUUGUUCUACUACACUCGAGGUGCACUUGAGGAUAACGAACUUCAGUCAAGGCUGCAAGAGAAAGUCUACCUGGCAAGGGACACGGUAGGAUGGGAAUUUGUCAUCGCCGGUCUGCUGAACCACAACACUUACACCCGCAUGGUCACAGUCGGCCUUCCUUUGGCUGUGCUACCUCGCCGCGAGAGCACAUGUGCUCACACCGUUAACCAGCCACCAGGCACGGUUUUCACCCUACUCAAUAUGGCAGAGGAUUGGCGGUUUCGAGAAUCACCACAUGUUGACGUGGGCGGUCUUCGCGCCUACGCGGGGUCUCCCCUGCGAUUUGAGACCGAGUAUGGCGAGCAUGUUGCAUUUGGAUCACUAUGUGUUGCGUCGAACACGCCACAAGAACCGCUUUCGAUAGAGCAGCAGCGGUCCUUGGCACGCCUGGCAGAUUGGAUCGUUGCCGACAUUGUUCAUGCUCACAGAUCCAGACGACAAAAGGAGAGACGGCAUAUGAUGGAUCGGCUUGCACAACUACAAGAGCAGUUGAACGCUGAUCGGAAUCUGGAGGAAGCCGUCCAAAACAUGCUUCAAGAAGUCUAUCCUGAGAGUUUAGUCAGAAUCAUGGUAGCGCGAGGGGAGAUGCUCCACCUUGGAGAUGGGACGAGUGUACCAACAACGGAUAUCGAGCAUGGACUCUGGGAAGACAGCGACUACUUCGAGUACAUGAUCGAGAAUUUCAACCACCAAGACCUGAUAGCACCCAGGUCGAUACGGACAAUCAGUUCGCCGUGCUCAGGCCAAAGCACACCAACUUAUGUUAUUGUUGGUUCGAAGGAUUUCCGGCACGUAUUCGACGAUGUUGACGCAUGGUUUGUGCAGAUGUGUGCGACCUUCUUGUGCCGCUAUUGGCAAGACCGGGCGCUCAAGGAGGCUUUGAGAGCCAAAGAGAUGUUUCUGCGCGGAAUCACGCACCAACUUCGGACACCUAUCCACGGCAUCCUUGGAUCGGUCGAUCUCUUGACCGAAGAGCUGAAGUCACGAAACGUAGUCAGCGCUACUGCUGAAUCGACACCAAACGCCACGCCUAGCGACGAGCAGGUCAGCAUGCUGGAUCCCUAUGCAUACAUCAAGGCUAUCCGGACGUCUGCACGAGAACUCAUAUCGACGGUCAACAGCCUCAUCAAGCUCAAUCAAUGGGCUGAUAUUGCAGAAGCCCAACGAGUCGUCGGCGUACAUACAAUCGACGAGAUUGAGGCAGCCAUACUAAACGAGCUGACGUUCUACUUGCCCGAUGACGUCGCCGUGCGACCGACACUCGUACUGAACCAUCGAUUGCCGGAACGCUGCGAUACCAUAUCGUUGGACCUACGCCUUUUCGUCGACUGCAUCCAACCUGUCGUUCUGAAUGCGAUUCAGAACACUAUCGGAGGUAUUGUGGUAGUGACAAUUACUAUCAGUAGAGACUAUCGCUCGCUGAUAGUCGACAUCACGGACAAUGGCUGUGGUAUAAAACCGGAACAUCAAAGGAGGAUCUUUGACGCUUACGAGAAAAUUGACAACCACACCACCGAUGCUGGCCUCGGUCUGACACUGGCUGGGAAGCUAGCCAAUCUGAUGAACGGUUGUGUUUCUCUUGUGUCGUCCGAAGCAGGAAAAGGAUCGCACUUCCGAAUCGCAUUCAAUGACCCUACAUGUGCAUCCUCGCUGUCACCAAUUCGAAAGGAAUACGCACACCUGCCGCCUGUCUUCAACAGGCUCCCUGCAGAUGAUCUGACAUAUUUACCUGGUAUUACCUUUGCAGAGUAUCUCGUUGGACGAGGCUACAUCGAAUCCCCAAACCAUACAGAGGCACUGCUGACGCUGGACUACACACGCGACCUGACGCAGCUCUUCAAGAACACAAAGCAAGUACGCGAAAACCAAGUCGCCAUUUGCCUCGUACCGGAGAAUGACCUAGUGAUCAAUUUCGCUGAGCAGCGAGUCUUGCGGGACAACAAUGUCAUAUACGUGAAAGGACCGUUUACGUCACGUGCAAUCGAGAACACUUUAGCGGAAGCCGACGCCAUUUUUGCCGAGCACGCCGCAGCGAAAGCAGCUCAAACAAGACUGCUCGCAGGUGGUGGCCUUUCUCUCGAACCGACGCCACCAGCAACACCUGCAUGCAGAGACUCGGAAGAUGACCCUGGCUUCCUAACCCCCGGCCUCAUCCGCCGCGGGUCCAUCUUGCCCAAAACGCUUGUGGAGGAAGAACUCACCAAAUCCGUCUCCGCCCUCAACCUCACUGCACAGCCUAGCGCACCACAACCUCAAUCGACCAAACCCCCCCAAUCGACCAAACCCAUGACCCUCCUUGUCGAUGACAACGCGAUCAACCUUCGCCUCCUGGAAAUGUACUGCAACCGACGCUUCAUACCAUACUGCACCGCAACCGACGGAGCCCAAGCCGUGAAACUCUUCGCCGAGCACCGUGCGCCCACCGAUUCUGCACCGAUACCCCCACGCACGCACCUUGAUCCCUUCACCGAAACCACAGCCGGGUCAUCCAUCGCACAUCCGCCGGCUCUGCGGCCCUUCGACCUCGUAUUGAUGGACCUGCAGAUGCCCGUGUGCGACGGCAUCAGCGCAACGAGCCAGAUACGCGCACUGGAGAAAGAGCACGGCUGGGACAAGAGCGUAGUUUUUAUCGUGACGGGCCAGGACAGUCCGCGGGACCGCGCCAGUGCGCAGGACGCCGGCAGCGACGGAUAUCUAGUCAAGCCCGUGGGGCCGAAGGUGCUGGAUCGGGGCGUUAAGCAGUGGUUUCCCCACGCUGAGAUUGGGUAA
Molecule: messenger RNA, 3105 nt
Organism: Ascochyta rabiei
Lineage: Eukaryota; Fungi; Ascomycota; Dothideomycetes; Pleosporales; Didymellaceae
Exons: 2
Coding region: 1-3105 (1034 amino acids)
Biological process (GO): protein autophosphorylation; phosphorelay signal transduction system
Molecular function (GO): phosphorelay sensor kinase activity; histidine phosphotransfer kinase activity
Source: RefSeq, a predicted model, not a curated record